ACCUGAUAUUUUGCUUGCUGCUGUCAGUGUCAGUGAAUAUUAUUUUUGAAGUCACAGUUUAUUGCUAAAGAAUCAGUUAGCUCACUCGGACCAGUUGAAAGUUCAAAAAUAACAUCCACUCCAGGGAUACAAAUUCAGGAUACGCAGAAGACUGCUGUUUUAUUAUAGGCGGUUGUCAUAUAUUGUAUUAUCCGAGUUGCACAGUGUAUAAACUAAAACAUUGAUUUCCAAAGUGCCGACGCAGAGUGAGCGAUCUGAUUCUUUAGCUGUAAACUGUGUCACAGGGUUCAAAAUGGUCGCGCCCUAUGUUGGGCGUGUCAGACCUAUCUCUUGCCUCGUAUAGUAAUCAAAGUAUGUGGUUGUGGUAGAUGUGAAAUCAUUCAUAUCUUCUAAACUCUAAAUGUAUUGCAUUCGCCUCGUAUAUACAUUAAAAUAUUGUCAAAAAAUUUGACAAAUCGUGACAUUUAUACAUAGAAUUAUACAAAACCGCUAUCCCUUAUUUUUUAUCAAAAAUCCACAAAAAAAAAGUUAAAACCACCUCAAAGACAAAUCAUAUUCUUAAAAUUCUUCAAAUCCUUCAUUUCCGCUAAACUCUACCGCUCUGUCCACCCCAACCGGCUCAAUCCGCAGGCUCUAGAACGGCCCAUCUUCGCCCCGUUCGAUAUUCCUUAAAGCCCUUACCAUAGAGGCCGAAACUUCCUCGCGGACACCUUCCGCGCGUCAUGCAAGCGCCUCCGAGGCCACUUCUCGCUCCAACGUGCUCGUCGACCACACUACGGAUAGAACAAAUUCAACCAUGGAGGAGGACGAAUCUAAGAAGGGUGACGAUGAAAUCACCCUCAAGCCGAAGAUGACCCUUAUCAAUGGGAUCACGGUUAUUGUUGGGAGUAUCAUUGGGUCCGGGAUUUUCGUGAGUCCUUCGGGAGUUUUGAAAAAUACCGGGAGUGUUAAUGUGAGCCUCAUAGUAUGGACUGUUUCCGGGGUGUUUUCGAUGGUGGGUGCUUAUUGCUAUGCCGAAUUGGGUACGAUGAUUCGAAAAAGCGGCGCCGACUAUGCAUACAUCAUGGAAACUUUCGGCCCGUUCGUCGCCUUCAUCAGGUUAUGGAUAGAAUGCAUGAUCGUACGACCUUGUUCUCAGGCUAUUGUAGCCUUGACUUUCAGCCAAUACGUCAUGAAGCCUUUUUUUCCCGAAUGUGAUCCACCGGACAGCGCUGCAAGAUUAUUGGCAGUUUGUUGUAUCUGUUUAUUAACAUUUGUUAAUUGUUACGAUGUGAAAUGGGCAACUAGAGUUCAAGAUAUUUUCACUUAUGCCAAACUCUUGGCUCUGUUUAUAAUCAUUGCAGCCGGAGGUUAUGAAUUAUUUAAAGGACACACCGAACACUUCACUUUUAUGAAUACGAAGCACGAAAUCACUUCACUGGCGUUAUCAUUUUAUUCAGGACUCUUCGCUUAUAAUGGAUGGAAUUAUUUGAAUUUCAUCAUUGAAGAGCUGAAAGAUCCUGUAAGAAACCUACCUCUAGCCAUAGCCAUCUCCUGCACCCUAGUGACAGCAGUCUACGUGCUAACAAACAUAGCAUUCUACACCACGCUCUCUCCUGUAGAAAUUCUAGGUUCCAAAGCUGUGGCUGUGACAUUCGCAAAUAGACUGUUCGGACCAUUUGCUUGGACAAUACCUGUGUUUGUUGCUCUAUCGACUUUCGGAGCUGUGAACGGUAUCUUGCUCACUUCUUCCAGAUUGUUCUACGCAGGCGCGUGUCACGGACAAAUGCCUGAACUGCUCACUAUGAUACAGUCUAAGAAAUUGACGCCCACGCCGUCUGUAGUAAUUAUGGCUCUUUUGUCUCUGCUGUAUCUGACAGUAUCUGAUAUUGAUGCUCUUAUAAACUACGUUGGAUUUGCAACUUGGUUGAGUAUCGGCGUAGCAGUCCUUUGUCUUCCAUGGCUUCGUUGGAAACAACCAGACCUCGUCAGGCCAAUCAGGGUGAACUUAUUCUGGCCGAUCCUGUACCUUCUAUGCACGAUCUUCGUGACUGCUGUACCGAUGGCUGCCAGCCCGUACGAAACAGGAAUGGGCAUGCUGAUGAUACUUUCAUCCAUCCCCGUAUAUUACGUUUUCGUUUAUUGGCCGAAACCGGAAUGGUUCCAAAAGGGGUCCAACGGAGCUACCGUAUUUUUGCAAAAAAUAUUCGUUGUUGUUGGUAAAGCAAAAGCUGUGAAGUUGUAAUUGACAUAUCUUUAAGAGUGGUUUAGGCUAGACGAUUGUUUCGUCUAGUGUAAACUGAGUGUUAGAUUCUUGGGAAUAUCUUGUUGGCAGGUUUAAAUUUACGUACGAAUGUCAAAUAAAUUUUGUUAGUGUUCUCCCACAACCGCCUCUAAGUAAGUUAUGGGUAUUGAUGGAGGUAUUAUUCGAACUUACAUACCAUUUAUUUAUAUAAUAAAAACUUUAAAGCUAUAACUGAAACUGUAAGAACACAAAAUACUCUUCUUUCCUUGUUUUCAAUUAAUUUAUAUUACACUCAGCCAUUUUGAUUGCAUGAAACUCGAGAACCCUUAGUUUUCUUCAGUUAAACUACAAUUUUGUCGCAUAAUUACUAUGCACUUCACCAACACUACCACCAAAUUUUUCAAGCUAAAACCGGUUUAAUUCUACAUUAAAAACAUCAAUUAAUAAGUAUUUACUAGCGCGUUCUAAAUUUUUUCAUAUGGCGUAGGAAAUAAAUAGCAUCCUCGCAGCGUUGCCAAUUUUUAGUGAUUUCGGCUAGUUACUUAGAGAUCGUUGUGGUUCUGCAAAUUGGUCACAAAUUUCAAAUGAUUGAGGCUGAGUUUUGAAAAUGAUAUAUUUUAUUCAAAUAUAGUUCAGACUAUACAAUGGAUAUAAUCAAAUAAUAAAACGGAAUAAAUAGUUUGUUUAUAUCUCACAUGGUUAGAAAAUUCGGAUUACAAUAUGUGGCUAACAAUGUUAAAAUGUCGUAUAGAGUCUCUUUAACCUUCUACUGCAUGAACUAUUAUUCGUUCAUUAAAAAAUAAAAAGCUUCAUACGUGGUUUUAGUUGAUGUAAUUAAGCGAUAUAAACAAAAAAUUACAUAAUUUUUCCUUAAAUUAAAAAAACUGUCACCGCCAUAUAUGGCUUGGAAUGCAAAAAAAUCAAAAAUACAAAAUAAAGAUUGGGCCAUAUAUGGCAUUCUAUGCAACCGAACAACAACUGAUUAUGUAUGAAAUGAUGCAAAACAAUUUCUGUCUUUAUUUAGACAUAGGCAAACUUUACAUAUAUACAAAUAAUCUAAACUUACAAUUGUUAUAACAUUGCAAUCUACAACUUUUCCAUGAAGGAAAAUGCCCAAUAGUGUAUGUACGUACAGAAUUUAGAGGUACAUCUUGCCUCAUUUUGGGUUUUUUCCUUUUUUGACAGGGUUGUAUUAGUUAGGGUUGCUACUUUACUCAAUGUUGGGGUUGAUACUCUAUGUUAGGGUUGCUACUUGACUCGGUACUGGUGUACCACUAUUAGAUGGACGUCCUCGUUUCUUUUGAAAACUUUUGCCUGCUAGGUAUUCGGAGAUGUUCGCUAAUAUAUUGUUUGAAAUCAAACAACGGCAUAUACUUGCCGCUCUUCCGAGACCACAAGAGCCAUGUAUUUGCAACACACAUAUCUAGUAAGUGGAGAAAAAAACAUACCGCUUUUUGGAACGGACUUGUAUCCGAUACAAACCCAACAUUGUAUCAAGUAGGUCAACACCCCCCAUUUGUUUAUUAUAUAUCUAUCGAUAGCUUUAGGGCAAGGUAUAUCCCCAUAUUCGCAUUCUUUUCUAAAAUAUCUUUGUCUUUGGGUUACAGGAGAAGAGCUCACAUAAGACGAAAGAUAGUUACAAGCUUAUUGUCAUACCAGCAUACACAUCCAACGUCUACCCUAUCAACCCUACCUGUUCGGCGAUACUGCCACGACCACGUUUUUUAAAUUCCUUUUCGGAUGGCAUUGUGGAAUCAGUUACCAGGUUUCUUCGUGCUGUUCCUAAUGAUAGUAAACCUUUUUUAGAUAGGUAUACCUGGAGUUUUAUACUAUUAAACCAGUUGUCGGUAAGCUUGAUCACUACCUUGCCACUCGCACCAAUGUUUGGUGCACCAGCAAAAAUAUCAAAAUCGUAGCUGAAACCAGACGAUUCACAAAGUACUAAAUUUUUGUACCCCCAUUUUUUUGCUUUAUAUGAUUAAAUUGCUUCAAAAUAUGUCUAGCUUUGGUUGGUAUGAUCUGUUCAUCAACUGCCAAGUAUUCUUCUUUUGGUACGAGGAGCAAUUGUUUCCGUAUUGCUUCGAUAAGAAGUAGAACUUUGAAUAUUUUGUCAUGCCCAGGUAAACCAUGACGGAUAAAUUUAGUGUUAUCAUUAAAAUGUAAACGUCUUUUAAUCUCUUCCCACCAAUUACAUGUCAUUAUCUCAUAGACCUGUGGCUGACCUAAACUGGCACUCCAAUAUAAUCUAGUUAAAAGUAAUUUAACUAGGAAUAUGAACAUAGUUAUUCCAAUAAAUUGCUCGAGUUCUUGUAUAGUUAGUUUUAGAGGUUUAUUUAUGUAUCUUUUAUGGCUUUUAGAUUAGAUUCAUCUACAAUCAUGUCUAAUAGUUCUUCAGUGCAGUGCAUCCAUACUUUCCGCUAAAUCAGUUGUGUCUAAAAAUUUGUAAAGUUCUUCAUCGUACUCCUUCAAUUUUUGCUCCUUCCAUGUAACCUUAACUUCCUUCUCUUUUUUAGUCUCACCCUUUUGUUUUUCUUUACCCUUGGCAUUUUGUUUUAUAACCUUUUGUUUUUUGUAGCUUUACUCUUUUGUUUUUUUAGCCAUUUGUUUGAGGUUGAUGAUUUCGUAUCAUCAUCUGUUUCGGCAGCUGAUGAAUCAGAUAAAUAUUUGGCGUCACUUUCAGAAUUUUCAUCCUCGCUAUCAGAAAUUAUGUUAUCUUUCCUUUUUUUAGUAUUAUGCGGUAAAUAUUCGUCGUCUGAAUAUGAAUUAUCAAGAAAUUCAGCAUCACUACAUGAUCCAUCACCUGGAAUGUCAUUCGUAUGCUUCAGUAUUCCAUAAAAGUGAUUAGAAGUCAUUUCUGCAAAAAAAAAGAAUACGUACUUUACAUUCAAGUUAAACUGCAUAAGGAGCCAAAUAUGGCUGGCAGAAAAAUAGAUAUUAAAUAUCAGUUUUGUAAGAAAAUCAAAGUAAAUAAUUUGAAAAUUUCACUUAGACUGUAAAGAACACAUGCCAAUAAUACUAAAAAAUUAAAUAAUGUAUUACUUACCUACACAGUAAGACGAUGUAACUAGAAACAAUUGUAAUACAUUUUUCACACCUCGUUGUGUCGUUACACAGACACGUUGCACUAAUAAAUGAAAUAAAUGUGUAAGGCGCGCUGUUGCCAAAGUUUAAAAAAUAUACGUAAAGUACUGAAAGUCAUUAAUUUACAGAUCUGAUGUCCUCUAUUGGCCUAUAUAAUUUCGAACACAAAAAAAUAUUAUAAGCAUGAAUCCAUAUAUGGAUUUUUAUGCGGUAGAGGGUUAAAGCCAGCAUAUACAGAUUCAGGAGAAUAAAUAUAGGAAAACAGGUUUUACAAUGCAGUUGACCAGCAGAAAAUUAUUUUUUUCUAAUUUUGACAUAUAAAGUGGCAUUUUUUGUAACCGCAGCAAUUCUCAAAAUGAUCUACUUUAUGAAACCAGUUUCAUAAUGUUGAAAAUUAUGCAACUGGUUACGAAAAAUUCAUUAUUUGACUUAUAAAAAUAGAAUUUGGUUAAACUUACAACCUAGCAAUAAUGUUGUUUGUGUCCUUAUUUUCCAUUCUAACUUAUCACAAAAUAAUUAAAACGCAAUACACGACAAAAUAAUCCACUUUCUUGAAAACUAAAUAACUUUAACAAGCCAAUAUAAACACAACAAAAGUUGUUGAGAAUAAAUUAAUAUGAUUUUCUGUUUGUCAGUAAAUUGAAUGAAGUUAUGCAGAUGCAACUAACAAUAAAAGAAAGUAAUAUUGGUUGCCUAGAUGUUAGUAAUAUUUUACCAAAACACAAUUUUAUAAUCUAGUCAAAAUUAAAAAAAGUUAUUGUAUGUAACACGUUACAAAAUAAGUUAUUUGUAACUGGCUGUAUAACUAGCUAUUGUUUGUACAUUUUUAAACCAUUUUAUUAAAAAAAAAUGCCUCAAGAUAUUCUUAAACAAAUAAAAGAUUAGUAAUAAUAAUUGUGCUACCAAAGAAGAUAUUAUUUUUUUUUUCUAAAAUAUUUUAAAAGAAAUGCCAUGAUCAGAAUGACAUAUCCUUAAACGAUUUUGACUGAUUGUUAUCUAAUAAUAAUUAAUACACAUUGCCUUUACGAAAACUGCCAAAGAAGGUAGGUACAUUCUAAAUUUAGUACCUCAGACAGUCACAAACAUUUUGUAAUAGAAAAAUAGUUUGCUUCAUUUUAGCUUUAAGCUAAAUAAAUAGUAUUUUGACCAAAAUAUACAUUUUUAUUAAUAAAAUUUGGCUUAAAAGCCUUUUGUACAAAGUAAAAGAGAAUUAUCUUCACUUCUUCAGUAUCCUAAAAUCAUAAUUCUCCAUCAGAGCCUGUAAAAACCAUUUUAGCUGUCUAGGCAUAGGCUGUAAAGUAGGCAAUUAGACACAGUAGAUAGUCACUUUGAUUAUGAAUUUUCUUUUAUAUUUCAUUUGUUAAUAGAAGCAACCAAACUGUUGUAAAAUAAGAUGUUUAUUUUUUUAAUUAUUUUUCGAUUGUUGUGUAAAAAAAACGAUGUAAAAAUUUAACUUUAAACUGUUUCUGUAUUAAUUUUUAUAGAAAUAACAGACUAAAUGUAGGUAAUAUUUGUCACGUGAUAUUAUAUUUGUGACAAGUGACAGAUAGUGUAUGUUGGAAUUAUAAAAAUCGAAGUAGAAAUGUUUAUACAUACCUAUAAAUCUGGUUCCUUAUUGUAUUAGGGUGAGAUUACAGAACGUCUGCAACCUUGCAGAUCUGCAACUUUGCACAUCUGCAAAUAUGGCGGACUUACAAAUGCAAGUAUUCUAAAAAAUAUCUGCAAAUUCGCCAUAUUUAUUGUGGUUUAUUACCCCCAACAACACUAAACCCAAAUUUGGAAUACGAAAACUUGAUACUUGCAUGUGUAAGUCAGUCAUAUUUGCAGAUUUUCAAAGUUGCCGCCAUAUUUGCAGAUCUGCAAAGUUGCAGACGUUCUGUAAUCUCACCCUUAUUAUUGUACAUAAUUUUGUAUGUUUAGUUUUUUAUUUUAGGUUUCCUUAAUUCAAAUAUGACCAAUAAUGCUUUUAAAUUAAGAAGGAUUAAGAAUCUGAAGUCUAUUAGGCAUUCCAAACAAAAUUGUUGCCCGUGGGUAAUGACAAGUUAUGAUGUGGCAACCCUGUGUGCCUGGUGAUUUGACAGGGUCAAUGAUAUAGUUAGUUAUAUAGAUUGAUCAAGCAUUUCUUUCAAAAUAAAUAUAAGCUUAUGCUUUGAAGUAAAAAUGUAGGUAACUAUUUUUAUUUACUAUGUUCAAAGGCUGAAAAUUGGUAUUAAAAUUAAAACACAUUUUUUCUAAAGCAAUUCUAAUUAAUGAGCACUUGUGAAGCAAUAUGGCCGCUUCCAAAACGACCUGCUUCGAGCAAUCCAUAUAAUAAGCCCACAGGGUAGCCAUAUCAUAAUCUGUCAUUACCCACGGGCAGUAUUUGACAUUUUGACAUUUGACAUACAAUUUUUAUUUAUCAAAUCUCAAAAUAUUGCAAAAAUAUGAAUAUAUUACCUAAACAGACUUAUUGUUUUUUUAGGUUUUGAUAUUAUAUUUGGUAAACAAAUUGAAGUAUUUAAAAAGAAUGCAAUUAGUUUGGCCAAUAAGAAUUUUCAAAGGGUAUCCCGUCUGAAAAAGAAAAUGGCAUAUCUUUUACAAUAAAAAUGGAUAUUGUGUGAAUCAAAAAUAAGAAUAAAAUUUUUGUUAGAUAGCAAUAUUAUAAAUGUCGAAAAUUUAAUUAUUUGAAGACAAUAAAUAGAUAGACAAAAUUUGGGAGAGGAUUAAAAAAACCUAAUUUUAAAAUUUUAUUUUUACUUUUAGAUAAAAGUUUGCUGAGGGUUAAAUCAAUGUAUUAGGAUACCUAUUCAUAACUUUAAUAAUAUGAACAGUAUUAUAUGUUACUUCGUGUACAAAAAAAAGUAUUGGGUAGCCUUUACCUAUCUUCCUAAAUACAAAUAUUGUAUUAUGUUUGAUUGUCUCAUUCCGAACAUAAAAAAAAUGUUGGGUCUUCAAUUCAACAUAAAAUCUUUAAUACUCAAUUUUAUGCGUGUAUUUUUUAAUAAUAUAUUUAGACCAUAACUCCCAAGUAAUAUUUAUUCCAUCUCAAGGGGUAGGUAGUACUUUUUAGGGGUCUUUCUCCAUAGAUUUGAACUAUAAUAAACAACAAAAUAAAUCCAAUUCUUUUGAAAUGUUGCCAAAAAAUAAUUAAUUUUCAGCAAUUAUUACUUGGGAAGUCAAAGCCUACUCACAUCGACAAUAAAGGUAUAUUUGUAUAAUACUUGUAUACAUGUGUAAAGAAAAAAAUUAAUUUUUGUGCAUUUUUGUUUGAUUAU
Psylliodes chrysocephalus is the source of this 8559-nucleotide messenger RNA. Lineage: Eukaryota; Metazoa; Arthropoda; Insecta; Coleoptera; Chrysomelidae. The record is from the annotation of a GenBank genome assembly.